Messenger RNA from Nomascus leucogenys (northern white-cheeked gibbon), 1927 nucleotides. RefSeq names its product damage specific DNA binding protein 2 (gene DDB2). Gene Ontology annotation, biological process: response to UV; DNA repair. The transcript is spliced from 9 exons. The record is from RefSeq and is a predicted model, not a curated record. NCBI's taxonomy places the organism in Eukaryota, Metazoa, Chordata, Mammalia, Primates, Hylobatidae. Gene Ontology annotation, cellular component: nucleus; Cul4-RING E3 ubiquitin ligase complex. Bases 196 to 1563 code for a protein of 455 amino acids. Gene Ontology annotation, molecular function: protein binding; damaged DNA binding.
CUCCGAGACGGGUGGGGCCGGAGCUCCAAGCUGGUUUGAACAAGCCCUGGGCAUGUUUGGCGGGAAGUUGGCUUAGCUCGGCUACCUGUGGCCCCGCAGUUUUGUAGUCCCCGCCUUGUUUCUCCCCAGAGGCCUCUCAAUCCUCCCUCCAUGAUCUUCGCAUAGAGCACAGUACCCCUUCGCACGGAGGACGCGAUGGCUCCCAAGAAACGCCCAGAAACCCAGAAGACCUCCGAGAUUGUAUUACGUCCCAGGAACAAGAGGAGCAGGAGUCCCCGGGAGCUGGAGCCCGAGGCCAAGAAGCUCUGUGCGAAGGGCUCCGGUCCUAGCAGAAGAUGUGACUCAGACUGCCUCUGGGCGGGGCUGGCUGGCCCGCAGAUCCUGCCACCAUGCCGCAGCAUCGUCAGGACCCUCCAUGAGCAUAAGCUGGGCAGAGCUUCCUGGCCAUCUGUCCAGCAGGGGCUCCAGCAGUCCUUUCUGCACACUCUGGAUUCUUACCGGAUAUUGCAAAAGGCUGCCCCCUUUGACAGGAGGGCUACAUCCUUGGCGUGGCACCCGACUCACCCCAGCACUGUAGCUGUGGGUUCCAAAGGGGGAGAUAUCAUGCUGUGGAAUUUUGGCAUCAAGGACAAACCCACCUUCAUCAAAGGGAUUGGAGCUGGAGGGAGCAUCACUGGGCUGAAGUUUAACCCUCUCAAUACCAACCAGUUUUACGCCUCCUCAAUGGAGGGAACAACUAGGCUGCAAGACUUUAAAGGCAACAUUCUACGAGUUUUUACCAGCUCAGACACCAUCAACAUCUGGUUUUGUAGCCUAGAUGUGUCUGCUAGUAGCCGAAUGGUGGUGACAGGAGACAACGUGGGGAACGUGAUCCUGCUGAACAUGGAUGGCAAAGAGGUGCGUUCUCCGAGGUCCUGCCUUUCCCUCCCUCACCCCUGCCUCGGUUCUGUGUCCCCACCUGAACCGAGCUCUUUUCUGCAGCUUUGGAAUCUCAGAAUGCACAAAAAGAAAGUGACGCAUGUGGCCCUGAACCCAUGCUGUGAUUGGUUCCUGGCCACAGCCUCCGUAGAUCAAACAGUGAAAAUUUGGGACCUGCGCCAGGUUAGAGGGAAAGCCAGCUUCCUCUACUCGCUGCCGCACAGGCAUCCUGUCAACGCAGCUUGUUUCAGCCCCGAUGGAGCCCGGCUCCUGACCACAGACCAGAAGAGCGAGAUCCGAGUUUACUCCGCUUCCCAGUGGGACUGCCCCCUGGGCCUGAUCCCGCACCCUCACCGUCACUUCCAGCACCUCACACCCAUCAAGGCAGCCUGGCAUCCUCGCUACAACCUCAUUGUCGUGGGCCGAUACCCAGAUCCUAAUUUCAAAAGUUGUACCCCUUAUGAAUUGAGGACAAUCGAUGUGUUCGAUGGAAACUCAGGGAAGAUGAUGUGUCAGCUCUAUGACCCAGAAUCUUCUGGCAUCAGUUCGCUUAAUGAGUUCAAUCCCAUGGGGGACACGCUGGCCUCUGCAAUGGGUUACCACGUUCUCAUCUGGAGCCAGGAGGAAGCCAGGACACGGAAAUGAGAGACACUAAAGAAGGUGUGGGCCAGACAAGGCCUUGGAGCCCACACAUGGGAUCAAGUCCUGCAAGCAGAGGUGGCGAUUUGUUAAAGGGCCAAAAGUACCAAGCUUAGGGUUGGAGCAGGGGUGCUGGGACCUGGGGCACUGUGGGACUGGGACACUUUGGUGUUAAUGCCCUGGACUUGCCUCCAGAGACUGCUCCAGAGUUGGUGACACAGCUGCCCCAAGGGCCCCUCUGUAUCUAGCCUGGAACCAAGGUUAUCUUGUAACUAAAUGACUUUUCUCCUCUCAGUGGGUGGUAGCAGAGGGAUCAAGCAGUUAUUUGAUUUGUGCUCACUUUUGAUAUGGCCAAUAAAACCACACCGAC